Trichoderma asperellum CBS 433.97 is the source of this 1577-nucleotide messenger RNA. RefSeq lists its product as uncharacterized. The record is from RefSeq and is a predicted model, not a curated record. Gene Ontology annotation, biological process: peroxisome fission. Lineage: Eukaryota; Fungi; Ascomycota; Sordariomycetes; Hypocreales; Hypocreaceae. Gene Ontology annotation, cellular component: peroxisomal membrane.
CUCUUUUCUAUCUUUCUGUUCCUUCUCCAGUGUGGGGGAAUCUGGACCUCGGCAUGUUUUACACACGCCACAAGUGCCGUCGGCUUCUGCAACCGUUUGGCUUGAAGCCUUUCCACGGCUAAACACGAGACACUUCUGACUCUCAUUUGCCUUUUCUUUUUCCCCUUCUUAUUUUUCUUUUGGACCGGUCCACGACUUGCACAUUUCAACAUCUUCUUCUUCUUCUUCCUCCCUCUGUUACGGCCUAUACCCACAUUGAACUUUCUCUCUUCAAGGAGACGGAAUAAGACGCCCAUCACCUGCGAUAAUACUCAAUUACCGAAGCCGAUAAGCGUGCCGCGUACUGCUGCUUUUGCCCCGGACCAUCUCUUUCUCUCUCUCCUACACCAACGACAAAACACCUCCAAAAUGGUCGCCGACACCCUCGUCUACCACCCCUCGGUGGCUCACUACCUCCGCUUCGUCGCCACCACCGUCGGCCGCGACAAGAUCCUCCGCACGCUCCAGUACUUCGCCCGCUUCUACGCCUGGUACCUGCUGCGCACCAACGGCACCCCGUCCCAGAUGGCCCCCUGGAACGCCAUCAAGAAGCAGUUCGGCCUCGCCCGCAAGAUCAUGCGCGUCGGCAAGAACCUCGAGCACGUCAAAGCCGCCGCCCAGGCCGCCGACGCAAAGACGCUCGAGCCCUUCCUGCGCUACGCCGCCAUCGGCCGCCAGAUCGGAUACGCGGGAUACCUGUCCUUCGACAUGCUGACCGUCGGCGACGCGGCCGGCAUUCGCAAGUGGUCCGCCGCCAAGACGCUGACGCAGCAUGCCUUUCGCUUCUGGGCCAUGGGUCUGGUCUUCAGCGUGGCGGCGCAGCUCUAUACGCUGUUUAAGCUGAAGGAGCGCGAGGCCAAGAUUGACCGAAAGGACGGCGAGGGCGUCGUUGAAAGCAAGCGCAUCUUGAAGGAACGAUUCGCCAGCCGCCUCCAGCUCGUCUCCGACGUCUGCGACUUGACCGUCCCCCUCUCCGCCCUCAACUGGGUCGGCUUCGACGACGGCUUCGUCGGCCUGGCCGGAACUGUCAGCAGUGUGAUCGGCGUCUACUCCCAGUGGAAGAAGACUGCUGCCUAAGACUUGGGCAUAACAAGUUACAAAAUACCUUUCCGAGAAAAAGGAACAAAUUGAGAGAGAGAAAAAAACAACAACAUGUUUGAUACACACACACACACACACACACACACUUACACUUAUCAGCUCCAGCAAACACCUCGUCAAAUUCUUUUUCUUUUUUUCUUUUCUUUUUUUCUUUUUGGAAAUGAGCGAAAUAUUUCCUUGAGCUGGUGGAUAUAUAUGUAUAUGUAUGAGCCAAGAGGAUGGUUUGUGUAUACUACUAACAGCGACUACUUCCUUCUCAUGUUGUAAUGGUCGUCAACGCAACUGUUGCGCUGCUUGCAACAGGCAGUUCUUCUAAUGCCAUAUUGGUCAUGUCGAUGAUACUUAUUGUGGAUCGCUUCAUUUUUUUACUGUUUGAAUAGCACGUCGUAUAUGAAUUGAGAACGGUUUGAUGCAAAGAUAUGUUAUAUAACUAGGAG